This is a messenger RNA of Melopsittacus undulatus (budgerigar), 1103 nucleotides long. RefSeq names its product 5-hydroxytryptamine receptor 5A (gene HTR5A). Gene Ontology annotation, biological process: adenylate cyclase-inhibiting serotonin receptor signaling pathway; G protein-coupled receptor signaling pathway, coupled to cyclic nucleotide second messenger; chemical synaptic transmission. Gene Ontology annotation, cellular component: plasma membrane; dendrite. The record is from RefSeq and is a predicted model, not a curated record. Bases 33 to 1103 code for a protein of 356 amino acids. Gene Ontology annotation, molecular function: G protein-coupled serotonin receptor activity; neurotransmitter receptor activity; serotonin binding. The transcript is spliced from 2 exons. NCBI's taxonomy places the organism in Eukaryota, Metazoa, Chordata, Aves, Psittaciformes, Psittaculidae.
UCCCUUGCCUUCCGCGCCCCGGAGCCCCCAGCAUGGAGCGCCCUCUCAACCUCAGCUGCUUUGCCGAUACGACGCCGGACACCGGCAACCGGAGCGGGAACUCCGCCGGUCUGGACGGGGACCGGGCGCACCUGUCUGUCUUCAGCGUGUUGGUCCUCACCCUGUUGGCCAUGCUGGUGGUGGCCACGUUCCUCUGGAACGGGCUGGUCCUGGCCACCAUCCUCCGGGUGCGCACUUUCCACCGGGUGCCCCACAACCUGGUGGCCUCCAUGGCCAUCUCCGACGUGAUGGUGGCAGCCUUGGUCAUGCCCCUCAGCUUGGUGCAUGAGUUGUCGGGGCGGCGGUGGCGGCUGGGCCGGUUGCUCUGCCAGGUGUGGAUCUCCUUCGAUGUGCUGUGCUGCACCGCCAGCAUCUGGAAUGUCACGGCCAUUGCCCUCGACCGCUACUGGUCCAUUACCCGCCAUCUGGAGUACACGCUCCGCACCCGGCGUCGCAUCUCCAAUAUCAUGAUUGCCCUCACCUGGGCACUUUCUGCCUUCAUCUCCUUGGCUCCACUGCUCUUUGGCUGGGGAGAGACUUACUCGGAGAACAAUGAGGAGUGCCAGGUCAGCCAGGAGCCUUCCUACACCAUCUUCUCCACCUUUGGCGCCUUCUACCUGCCCCUCUGUGUAGUACUUUUUGUGUACUGGAAGAUCUACAAGGCCGCCAAGUUUCGAAUUGGGUCUCGGAAGAACAACUCUAUCACCCCCAUUGCGCGAGAAGGCCUGGAGGUAAAAGAAGCUGCCCAGCAGCCGCAGAUGGUCUUCACUGUCCGUCAUGCCACUGUUACGUUCCAGACGGAUGGAGACACGUGGAGAGAGCAGAAGGAAAAGAAAGCUGCCCUCAUGGUGGGCAUCCUUAUUGGGGUCUUUGUGCUCUGCUGGAUCCCGUUCUUCAUCACGGAGCUCAUCAACCCUCUCUGCUCGUGUGACAUCCCACCCAUUUGGAAGAGUAUUUUUCUAUGGCUAGGCUAUUCAAAUUCCUUUUUUAAUCCACUCAUCUACACUGCUUUCAACAAAAACUACAACAAUGCCUUCAGGAACCUAUUCUUUAGACAGCACUGA